Molecule: messenger RNA, 2917 nt
Organism: Chaetura pelagica (chimney swift)
Lineage: Eukaryota; Metazoa; Chordata; Aves; Apodiformes; Apodidae
Gene: MEF2A
Product: myocyte enhancer factor 2A
Exons: 10
Coding region: 1-1407 (468 amino acids)
Biological process (GO): positive regulation of transcription by RNA polymerase II
Molecular function (GO): RNA polymerase II cis-regulatory region sequence-specific DNA binding; DNA-binding transcription factor activity, RNA polymerase II-specific; protein dimerization activity
Source: RefSeq, a predicted model, not a curated record
AUGGGGAGAAAGAAAAUACAGAUCACACGAAUAAUGGAUGAACGGAACAGACAGGUCACCUUUACAAAGAGGAAGUUUGGAUUAAUGAAGAAGGCAUAUGAGUUGAGUGUACUCUGUGACUGUGAAAUAGCACUCAUCAUUUUUAACAGCUCUAACAAACUCUUUCAGUAUGCCAGCACUGAUAUGGACAAAGUUCUACUUAAAUACACAGAAUACAACGAGCCCCAUGAAAGCAGAACCAACUCAGAUAUUGUUGAGACCUUAAGAAAGAAAGGCCUUAAUGGUUGUGAGAGCCCUGAUGCUGACGAUUACUUUGAGCACAGUCCACUAUCGGAGGACAGAUUCAGCAAACUAAAUGAAGAUAGUGAUUUUAUUUUCAAGCGAGGCCCUCCUGGCUUGCCUGCUCAGAACUUCUCGAUGUCGGUUACGGUUCCAGUGUCCAAUCCCAACACUUUAACCUACAGUAACCCAGGGAGUUCCCUUGUAUCACCCUCGCUGGCAGCCAGCUCCUCCUUAACAGACACCACCAUGCUCUCCCCUCCUCAGACCACCCUGCAUCGCAACGUAUCACCUGGGGCCCCUCCCCAGAGACCACCAAGUACUGGCAACGCAGGUGGAAUGCUGGGGACCACUGACCUCACAGUGCCAAAUGGAGCUGGUACCAGUCCAGUGGGGAACGGGUUUGUGAAUUCUCGAGCUUCACCAAGUCUACUUGGAACUACUGGUGGUGGGAAUGGCUUAGGCAAAGUCAUGCCUACAAAGUCUCCACCUCCACCUGGAGGAGGUAAUCUUGGAAUGAACAAUCGCAAGCCUGACCUCCGUGUUGUCAUCCCACCUUCCAGCAAGGGUAUGAUGCCACCAUUGAAUGCCCAAAGGAUAAGCAGUUCUCAGUCUACACAGCCUCUGGCUACCCCUGUGGUGUCUGUGACGACUCCGAGCCUGCCUCCCCAGGGACUGGUGUAUUCGGCCAUGCCCACUGCCUACAACACUGAUUACUCCUUGACUAGUGCAGACCUGUCUGCCUUGCAGGGAUUUAACUCCCCAGGAAUGCUGUCCCUCGGGCAAGUGUCUGCCUGGCAACAGCACCAUCUCGGUCCAGCCGCCCUCAGCUCUCUCGUUACUGGCAGCCAGCUAUCUCAGGGUUCAAAUUUAUCCAUUAAUACCAACCAAAACAUCAACAUCAAAUCUGAACCAAUUUCCCCUCCCCGGGACCGUGUCACUCCCUCUGGGUUCCCGCAGCAGCAGCCCGACAGCCUCAGCAGCUCCAGCAGCUCCUACGACGGCAGCGACCGGGAAGACCCCAGGAGUGAUUUCCAUUCUCCUGUGGUGCUGGGAAGGCCGCCCAAUUCCGAAGACAGGGAGAGUCCGUCGGUAAAACGAAUGAGGAUGGACACAUGGGUGACAUAAACCUGCAGUGUUGCCUCCUCCCUUUGGUGUUCUCAAAAUGAACUGUCCUGACAUAUCUAAAUUUAUAAAUAAGGACAUAAGUAUAUUUAUAUGUAUAUACAUACGUGCAUAUAUAUAUCUUCACAUGCAUAUAUAUGUGCUAGUGUGUGUAGCAUACACAGAAUCAUCAGGCACUUACGACAAACUUCUUGUAUAGCUGCAGAUGUCCCAUGGUAAAAUGUAACAGAACAAUCCUGUAGGUAUUGAUCUAGUCCGGCACUUACCUGGAAUUGUUGUUUUAAUAAUAUAACCUGUUUUGCAGAGAAACAUUGUACCCGCAUUAUAAUCCUACCACACUAGAUUGCAGAAACCAAGAGGGCUCGCCUGUAGUCAUGUCCCUGUGUGUUUUAUUCAAGCUGUAUGGUUACUUGUAGUUAAGAAAUAAUGCUUUGUAGCAGCAGAGCAGUAGAAAAGCAGGAAGAAGAAAGCAAUACUGUACAUAAAAUGACCUUUAUAUUACCCAACCUGGCAUGGGUCUCUAUUGCAGAGGGUGCAUGGAGAAGGGCUGAUGCUGUAAGAAAUAAAAAACAAAAACCCUGUUUUGCACGUGCAAAAAAAAUAAAUAAAUAGUGUAUUGGGUCAAAGAAGUGAUUUUUUUAAUGAGUGAAAGAGAGACAUAGAGAACUCGCAUGAACUAUUCAGAAAAUAUUAGCCUAGAAAAUAGAACAUUAACAAAGUAAAAUUAAUAUAUUAAGUUAUAAUUGGAAGAUGUUUGACAAAUUUGUUUUUACGUUCAUACCUUUGAAAAAUAUAGAAACGGAUUUUAGCUCAUGUAUAUUUUAUAUUAAAGAAAACAAUACCCUAAUGAAUUGAAGACUAUAUAUAAAGUUAUAUACAGUACUUUUGAACACAUUCUGCUAUGAAUUAUUUAUAUAAGCCAAAGCUGUAUGUUGUAGCUUUUUUGUAGAGUAUAGUUUUAUCUUAUUUUGACUUUCUAGUUUUUGCUUUCAAAGAUGAAAAGGAAAAACUUGCAGGCGGAACCUUGGGGGAAAAAAAAGCCAUGAACACUUAUAUGUAAAUUUAAAUUUGAGCCAAACUCUGUGUAUAUAGCAUCCUAAAUAUAUUAUCACCUUUGGUGUAAGUACCUACGUAUUGUACGUUCACCAGAUUAAAAAGUAUAUUUUUGUGGAUUGACGCCGACUUGAAAAAAGGCGAGGUCCUUAUUAAGUAGAGUAUUCACUGUUUAAUAUUUACUAUUUUGUUAAAUAUACUGUACUUUCUUUGGAUUUUAAUUAUUAUUAAUAUUAUUAUCCAGAUUUUUCAGAGGGUGUAUAAAGGGGUUGUCCCCUCACUGGUGGUGAAUGUGUGCCGUUAAAUUGUAAUCUCUGUGCUGUAUGGUUAAGCUUCAUUAUACAUUUUAUAUAUAUGUAUAUAAAUAGCAAAGUGGCAAAAAAAAAAAAGGUGUAAGUUCAUCCUGCAUAAAUAUAAAAAAAUCUGUUACAACACAUUUUAAGGCAUCAUUUUAAAGCUG